UUGCCCAAGUGCUGAUAAAUGGAGGAGUGCCUGAAUUAAGAUUAUUAGAGAUGGGAGGUAACGUAGAAGAUAAAGAACUUGAGCUUUGGGAGAAGACUAUGGAAGAUAUUUUAAAACAGAGGCAAAAACUAGAGAUUAUUUGGAAACGAAAACCUAGUCAAAUGGAGAAUCAGCAGGCCCCUCCAAAUAUUAUGUAAUAAAAUAAUUGCUUGUAAAAUUUGAUCGAUUAUAUUAAGUUGUAGUACAUUUUCUGGAUUUUUAUCUGUUAUCUUGAUUUGGACAAGAAGGAAGAUGAUUAAGUGGGUUACUAAAUAUCUAAGACGGAUUAAAACAAAUUUUACAAUUCACGAGAUUUCAGGCAGUUUGGGCGAUUUAGGCACGCUUCUGCCUAUUAUGAUGUCUUUAGCUAUUUCAGGUCAGAUCAACUUAACUAGUACUCUCUGGUUUACUGGUAUAUGGAAUAUUUUAUCGGGUAUAUGCUUUGGUGUGCCAGUAUGCGUACAACCUAUGAAAGCCAUUGCCGCUGUUGUAUUGACUAAAAAUAUGCCAAUUCAAGAAAAUAUGGCAGCUGGUAUAAGUGUUGGAGCACUCGUUUUCUUUCUAGGUAUUACACGUACAAUUCAUCUCAUCGGUACAUUUACACCUACUCCAGUAAUCAAAGGCAUUCAAUUAGGUACUGCUAUACAACUAAUCAAAAAAGCACAAAGCCUUGUUUCCGACCUCAAGUGGACAAUCGAUAGUACGAACUGGUCCGAUAAUAACACUUGGAUACUUCUGGCCUUUAUUUUUGUCGUCUUCUGUUAUCAAACUAAAGUUCCUUCAGCUCUUAUCUUAUUUUUAAUCGGCUUCAUUUUUGCUCUCAUUAUGAUGUUUGCCACGUCUAAUGAUUAUGAGCGACCUUCAGUAGGUCAUGGUCAUUAUCCUGAUACCAUUAUUGUACCUACAGCUGAUCAAUUUCGCUCUGGUUUUCUUAAUGCAGGCCUUGGCCAACUACCUCUCACUAGUCUUAAUUCUGUUAUUGCUCUCAGUGCUCUUAUCAUUGACCUAUUUCCUAACAAACGGCCCUCAACAUCAUCUAUUGCCAUGAGUGUAGGCGUUAUGAAUCUAGUGGGAUGUUGGUUCGGUGCUAUGCCUGUCUGUCAUGGCUCCGGUGGUCUUGCUGGUCAGUAUCGAUUUGGUGCACGAUCUGAGGUCUCUGUCAUCAUCUUGGGGUCCCUUAAAUGGAUUCUAGGAAUUUUGUUUGGUUCUUCCUUAGUUGGGCUUUUACAGGUCUUUCCAACCUCAAUCUUAGCAGUGCUAUUAUUUAUUUCAGGUGUUGAAUUAGGAAGUACAGCACGUACAUUGAACGAUGGAAUAGAAGAUGUGGAGAAACAACGUGAAAACUUUACUAUCAUGUUAUUGACAGCAGGAGCGUUAGUAUCAUACUCAAAUGAUGGAAUUGGAUUUUGUGCUGGGUUAGUAUCGGCAAUCUUGCUGGCGAUGCAGCGAUUAGGUAUUAAAGAAUGGUCAAAAUUAGCCCGGGAGAAUAUUUGUUCAGUACCUCAUGUUUGGAGAAACCAGCAUUUGGAAUCACCUAUAACAUUACCUAUCAUUACUGAAGAAAGAACUAAUAUACUGACAUCUUCUUCCAUCGAUAAUAAUUAUGGAACUCAACAACAAAAGAAUGCAGAUAUUCUUAAAGAAGAUGUACCUACUUCAACGAUCAAAAAAUAGUGUACAUACUAUUCGUAAUAAUAAAAA
Cokeromyces recurvatus is the source of this 1740-nucleotide messenger RNA. RefSeq lists its product as uncharacterized. The transcript has 6 exons. Bases 292 to 1713 code for a protein of 473 amino acids. Gene Ontology annotation, molecular function: molybdate ion transmembrane transporter activity. Lineage: Eukaryota; Fungi; Mucoromycota; Mucoromycetes; Mucorales; Mucoraceae. Gene Ontology annotation, biological process: molybdate ion transport. The record is from RefSeq and is a predicted model, not a curated record.